AUGCCGCCUCCACCCCAUAUCAAGCCGGAAAAUGUCCUGAAACGGGCUCAGGAACUUAUCGCCGUGGGCCAGGCUCCCGCCGCCCUCAAUGUCCUCCACGAACAUGUCACCUCUAAGAGGACGCGCAGCAGUCCGAUCGCCUCUCUCGAACCUGUCAUGCUCCUUUUCGUUGAAUUGUGUGUCGAUCUUCGCAAAGGAAAGGCUGCUAAGGAUGGUCUCUACCAGUACAAGAACAUCGCCCAGAACACCAACGUGGGAACCAUCGAGGUCGUCCUCAAGAAGUUCAUCGAACUCGCCGAGAAGAAGGUGACCGAGGCCCAGGCCAAGGCCGACGAGAUCCAGUCCUCUCUGGAGUCCGCUGCCCCAUCGUCCAACGUCGAGGAUCUGGAAGCGAUCGAGACCCCCGAGACCAUCUUGCUUGCUACUGUUUCUGGCGAACAAUCUCGCGACCGAACCGACCGCGCUGUCGUCACUCCGUGGCUCAAGUUUCUCUGGGAGACCUACCGUACCGUCCUGGAGAUCUUGAAGAACAAUGCUCGCCUUGAGGUCAUGUACCAGACCACCGCCCUGCAGGCCUUCCAGUUUUGCCUCAAGUACACCCGCAAGACCGAGUUCCGCCGUCUUUGCGAGCUGCUCCGUAACCACGUCCAGAACGCCGCCAAGUACUCCGCUCAGAUGCACGCUAUCAACCUCAGCGAUCCCGACACCCUGCAGCGCCAUCUUGACACCCGCUUCCAGCAGCUGAAUGUUGCUGUGGAGCUGGAGCUGUGGCAGGAGGCUUUCCGCAGCAUUGAAGACAUUCACACUCUUCUCAGCCUUAGCAAGCGCCCCGCCAAGAACGUCAUGAUGGCCAAUUACUACGAAAAGCUUGCACGGAUCUUCCUCGUCAGCGAGAACUAUCUUUUCCAUGCCGCCGCUUGGAACCGCUACUACAACCUUCUCCGCCAGUCCGCUGUGGCUCUCGCCGCAGGCCAGGGCACCAAGAAGGAGAACCCCUCGGUGACCGAGGCUGACAUGACCAAGGCUGCUUCCUUUGUCCUUCUGUCUGCUCUGUCGAUCCCCGUCAUCAGCACCUCCCGCUCUCGAGGCGCCUUGGUCGAUGUCGAUGAGGCCCGCAAGAACAAGAAUACCCGUCUGACCAACCUGCUCGGUAUGGCUCAGCCACCCAGUCGUGCGGUGCUUUUCCGGGAUGCUCUGAACAAGGGCCUGCUCAAGCGUGCUCGUCCUGAAAUUCGGGAUCUCUACAACAUCCUCGAGGUUGACUUCCACCCUCUCUCCAUCUGCAAGAAGAUCACCCCCAUCCUCAAGCAGAUCGGUGCCGAUCCCGAGAUGGAGAAGUACGUCCUGCCCCUGCAGCAGGUCAUCCUCACCCGUCUCUUCCAGCAGCUGUCCCAGGUUUACGAGUCCGUCGAACUCAAGUUUGUCUACGAGCUUGCACAGUUCCCCGAUCCCUUCCAGAUCACCCCGGCCAUGAUUGAGAAGUUCAUCAUGAACGGAUGCAAGAAGGGCGACCUCGCUAUCCGCGUCGACCAUACCUCGGGUGUUCUGACCUUCGACACCGAUAUCUUCUCUUCCGCCAAGGCUCUGCAUUCCGGCAGCGCCGCCGGUUCUGCUGAGAGCGACGUCGGCUCGGUGCAGCGUCUUCAGAACACCCCUGCUGAAAUCGCCCGCCUACAGCUCACCCGUCUCGCCAAGACCCUUCACGUCACAUGCAUGUACGUCGAUCCUUCUUAUAACGAGGCCCGUAUCCAGGCCAAGAAGGCCGCUCAGGCCCGCGCCGAGGCUGGUGCCGCCAAGGAGCACGAGGAGACCCUUGCCCGCCGUGUCCUCAUCGAAAAGAAGAAGGAAGCUGCCACCGAUGCUUUGCAGCGCAAGCAGAGAGAGGAGGAGACCCGCAAGCGUAUUCGUACUCAGCAGCUGCAAGAGGCUGAGAAGCAGAGACUGCUUGACGAGCAGCGGGAACGCGAAAAGAAGCGUCUGAAGGAUGAACAGGACCGCAUCCGCCAGCAGGAGCUCAAGAAGCAGCUUGAGGAGCUCAAGAGCGGUGUCAAGGGCAUCGACAUCAGCGAGAUCGACCUGGAGGACAUGGAUGCCAACCGGCUGCGCGCCAUCAAGCUUGCCCAGCUCGAGAAGGAGAAGAACGAGCUCAAUGAGCGCAUUCGCACCACUGCCAAGCGUAUCGAUCACCUGGAGCGUGCCUUCCGUCGCGAGGAGUUGAAGCACAUUCCCGAGGACUACGAAGCCCAGAAGAAGCGUGACAUGGAGCUUUACGAGGCCAUCAAGGCCGAGACUCUCAAGGAAGCUGAGGAGAAGCACAAGGAGGCGGUUGCCCUCAAGCACCGUCUCAGCCGCCUUGUUCCCGUCUUCUCCAGCUUCCGCAAGGAGGUGUCGGAGAAGCGCCACGAAGAGUUUGAGAAGCGCCGCAAGGCCGCCGAGCGGGAGUUUGAGGCUAAGAAGAAGCAGCGUGUCAAGGAAGUUCAGGAGCGCCGCCGUCGCGAGAAGGCCGAGCGUGAGGCGGAAGAGCGUCGCAGAAAGGAGGAGGAAGAGCGGGCCAAACGCGAAGAGGAAGAGCGUAUCGCCAAGGAAGAGGAGCGCAGACGCGUCUUGGCUGAAGAGAAAGCCAAGCGUGAGGAAGAGAGAAAGAGACUCGAUGAGAUUGCUCUACGGCAGAAGCAGCGUGAGGAGGAAGCCGAGGCUCGCCGUGCGGCUAGAAAGUCUGGCCUCGCAGAACCUCCCACUCGUGCUGCUGAGCCCGAGCGGCCCGCUGAGCGGACAGCUCCUCGCCUUAACCUCGCGUCUCGUACUGGUGGUGCCCCCAGCUGGAGAGAGCGCCAGGCUGCCAAGGAGGCUACCGGCGCUGCCCCUGCCCCUGCCCCUGUCCCUGCCCCUGCCGCCGCACCUGCUGCUGCACCUGCUCCUGCCGCCGAGGCACCUAAGGAAGAGGUCCAGCUCCCCCGGAGAACCGGCGGAUACGUGCCCCCUCACCUCCGCUCUGGAGCCAGCGCCUCUCCCGCUGCUCCUCCCUCGAAUGGCCCUGCUCCCGAGAAAUACGUUCCCCGUCACAUGCGCGAAUCCAGCUCCUCCCAACCCCCCUCCCGCACACAGACUCCCCCCGCCCCCGCCGCCGCCGCCAGCUCCGACAAGCCCGAGGGUUCCCCCGCUCCUCAGAAGUGGGUGCCCCGGUGGAAGCAACAGCAGCAGUAG
Molecule: messenger RNA, 3204 nt
Organism: Aspergillus fischeri NRRL 181
Lineage: Eukaryota; Fungi; Ascomycota; Eurotiomycetes; Eurotiales; Aspergillaceae
Gene: tif32
Product: putative eukaryotic translation initiation factor 3 subunit EifCa
Exons: 4
Coding region: 1-3204 (1067 amino acids)
Biological process (GO): translation reinitiation; formation of cytoplasmic translation initiation complex
Cellular component (GO): multi-eIF complex; eukaryotic translation initiation factor 3 complex, eIF3m; eukaryotic translation initiation factor 3 complex, eIF3e
Molecular function (GO): translation initiation factor activity; mRNA binding
Source: RefSeq, a predicted model, not a curated record